CAGCAUAAAGAAAAAAAAGUACCAGAAGAUCAUUUCUUACCAAGCAAAACAAAGCUAUUUUGUUUUGCAAAAUUUUCUGCCACAGUCAUUCCCUUUGUAUUAGCUUCUUCAGUUUCACGAGAUAAGAUUGAUCACAAAAAUGAUUCCUACGAAGGUUCAUGCUGUGACGGGAGCGAAGGUGGUGGAGAAUGAGGAUUCCAGGGAAAACAGAGGAAAGGGAAAGAAAAGUAUGAAAAACUUGAUCAAGAAAAUGGACAGAUAUCCGGGUUUGGUUUGGCGAGCCGCGGUGAAGAUGGGAAAAGAAGAUCCAAGAAAGGUGACUCAUUCCCUGAAAGUUGGUCUGGCUUUAACUUUGGUUUCUUUGUUGUAUCUAUUGGAGCCAUUGUUUGCAGGGAUUGGUGAUAAUGCCAUUUGGGCUGUCAUGACUGUUGUUGUUGUUCUUGAGUCCACUGCAGGUGCUACUUUGUGUAAAGGUCUAAAUAGAGGAUUUGGGACUUUCAUAGCUGGAUCAUUGGCAUUUUUUAUUGAGUUCAUUGCGAAUGAAUCCGGUCGAGUUUUCCGAGCUGUUUUUAUUGGAACUUCAGUUUUUCUGAUUGGAGCUAUCACUACAUACAUGAGAUUCUUUCCCAACAUAAAGAAGAACUUUGACUAUGGAGUUAUGAUAUUUCUAUUGACAUUUAAUCUGAUAGCCGUUUCGAGUUAUCGAAUUGAUAAUGUGUUGAAGAUUGCUCAUGAAAGAUUAUACACCAUUGCAAUAGGCUGUGGUAUCUGUCUUUUAAUGACUCUACUGGUAUUUCCACACUGGUCGGGGGAAAACCUUCACAACUCCACUGUAUCUAAGCUUGAAAGUCUAGCCAAAUCCAUAGAUGCUUGUGUCAAUGAGUACUUUGAUGAAACAGAAGAAACUUAUGAUGACUCGAAUGAGGAUCCCAUAUAUGAAGGUUUCAAGGCUGUUUUAGACUCAAAAUCUAAUGAUGAGACCAUGGCUUUGCAUGCGAGUUGGGAACCGAGGCACUCGAGACAUUGUUACAGAUGUCCAUGGCAGCAGUAUGUUAAACUGGGAGCUGCUCUUCGCCAGUUUGGAUACACUGUUGCUGCACUACAUGGAUGUUUACGAACUCAAAUUCAGACCCCAAGACCAAUUCGAGUUCUAUUGAAGGACCCCUGCAUUCGACUAUCGGCGGAAGUCUCAAAGGUACUUAAAGAACUAGGCAACAGCAUAAGAAACCGCUCUCAUUGCUCGCCGGAGAUACUCACUGACAACCUCAACAAAGCAUUACAAGACCUCAACACAGCCAUCACCACCCAACCGAGGUUCGGCUCCACCAACAUGAAGAAGCCAAAUGAUGGGCUAGAACAACAGCAGCAGCAGCAAAUGCCACAGAAAUUCUUUUCUGGGGUCUUGUCAUUGUCAAAAAGGGAGCAACUUCAAACAUCAAAGGAUCAGUUAGAUGAUACUGAUCAGAGUAACAAGUUGAGUAAGCAAAUGAGCAAAAUCACUAUAACAAGUCUUGAGUUCUCAGAAGCACUUCCUCUAGCUGCUUUUGCUUCAUUGCUGGCUGAGGCUGUGGCCAAGCUAGACCUUGUCAUUACUGAAGUUGAGGAGCUUGGAAAGCAGGCUUGUUUUAGGGAGUUUGUGAAGAAUGGUGGUGGUGAUCAUGAGACUAUUACCGUGACUUGUGAGACGCCUAUAAUGGAAGUUGAUCAAAAUCAUUUGCCUCCUCAUAGAACUGAAUGAGUACUAGUACUAUGCUUUUGGAGUUUUGGUGUUCUUAAUAGGGUACUGUCCUGUUUGUAUGUGCAAAAUGGGAUCAUAUACAUAUAUACUUCUAGGUGUCUAUAGAUUCUUUUUAGAAGUAGAUGGGUAAAAAAUGGUGUAUGUAAUAUCAUUAAUUUUCAUGCUGGCUUAGAAUAUUCAUAAAUAUUAUUUUGUUUGUAUCAAGUUUUGGAUAAAAAUGUACUUUCCAUCAUGUAUAGCAUUCCGCAUGAGUUGUAUAAA
This is a messenger RNA of Humulus lupulus (European hop), 1999 nucleotides long. RefSeq names its product aluminum-activated malate transporter 14-like. Bases 140 to 1738 code for a protein of 532 amino acids. Lineage: Eukaryota; Viridiplantae; Streptophyta; Magnoliopsida; Rosales; Cannabaceae. The transcript is spliced from 6 exons. Gene Ontology annotation, biological process: malate transport. Gene Ontology annotation, cellular component: plant-type vacuole membrane. The record is from RefSeq and is a predicted model, not a curated record.